Molecule: messenger RNA, 4008 nt
Organism: Mytilus trossulus (common blue mussel)
Lineage: Eukaryota; Metazoa; Mollusca; Bivalvia; Mytilida; Mytilidae
Product: acetylcholine receptor subunit beta-type unc-29-like
Exons: 6
Coding region: 178-1500 (440 amino acids)
Biological process (GO): nervous system process; chemical synaptic transmission; regulation of membrane potential
Cellular component (GO): neuron projection; synapse; plasma membrane
Molecular function (GO): transmitter-gated monoatomic ion channel activity involved in regulation of postsynaptic membrane potential; transmembrane signaling receptor activity; excitatory extracellular ligand-gated monoatomic ion channel activity
Source: RefSeq, a predicted model, not a curated record
UAGACGUUUGUUGUAAUUGUGAACACAGUUCGAUUCAUUUUCUAUCGGAGUUCUGAACUUAAAGAUUGAUACUUUGCAUGAAACAAACAUUCAUGAUAGAGACGAUAUAAUAUAAAGUUACUUCAAUUUAUUACUAAAAACUGUACUGAAAUAUCAAUCAAAUCAAGAAACUGAUAAAUGUGCUUCUGGUCUUUGAAAAUCAUGGCUCAUGGAUUAUGCACAAGAGGGCUUUUACUUUUCCUUAUUUAUAUAGACUUAUUUGAUUAUUUAACAUCGUCCGAUGUGAUUGACGCAAAUGAAAUGUACGCCAUGUUAUCUAAUGACUCAAUAUACAAUAAACUUGUUCCACCAGCAAACACAGUAAAAGUAUAUGCAGGAUACAACUUGCAGAACGUUAAUUCGUUUGAUGCAAAGUUAAAGAUAUUUUCGACAACAGGCUUUUUCACCUUGAAAUGGCAAGACGACCGGUUGAAAUGGAACUCAAAUAAUGGAGACAUUCAGCAUAUAUUUGUACCAGAGGAAAAAGUGUGGCAUCCCGACUUGGUUGUCCUUAAUUUGAUUCAGGAAUUAGAUAAUAAACUUGGGGCUGAAAGACCAAUACGAAUAUUUGAGGACGGUACAUUGGUUUGGAAACAAAUUGCAAUCUUGUCCACGUUUUGUUACACUUAUGUCUUCUUCUUCCCAUUUGACCGUCAAACAUGCAGUUUACAAUUAACUAGCCUUGAUUUCCCGAUGAACGCAGUCGAUCUGGAAUAUUUAGAAACUACAGCAGAUCUGAAAGAAUACAGUUUACAUGCGGAGUGGCAGGUUGUAAAAACCUCAUAUAUUCCCUAUUAUCUGUUUACAGAUAAUUAUCAAGAGUUGAAUGAAAUUAUCCAGUUCAGCAUGGAGUUAAAAAGGAAUCCUGUGCAUUACAUAAUGAUAAUUAUAAUUCCGACAAUUAUUACUGCAGUAUUAACAUUUGUUACAUUUUUUCUACCGCUUAAAUCCGGAAUCAGGAUUGGAUAUAUUCUUACAGUGGUACUUGCUUUGGUGGUUAUAUUGACAUUAUUUGUAGACUCAAUGCCUACAUCCACAACAUUUCCUUCGAUUCUAGUGAUAUCAAUUACGGUGGCAUUAAUAAUGGCCUUUCUUUUGAUAAUCAUAACGAUAUUUGUCAUGAGACUUUAUGAUAAACCGAAAACCAGUAAGGCUCCGAACUGGAUGCAUUCCUUCGUCAGGAAAUCCAGGAAUUUAAAGUUAAAGUGCACAGCUAGAAAGAGAAAUCGUGUUGAACAACAUCAGGAUAUAGAACAUGUAGAAGAUGGCUCACCGAAAGAAGAAAUAGACCACGUUGACAAAAAAUCGCCAACCAAACUAUACAGAAACAAAGAGCUAGCCGAGUUCUUUGAUUAUUUUCUUUUUGUUGUUUAUUCAGUGUUUUAUGUUUUGGUUAUUUUAGCUAUACUAAUACUAGCAGGAGUAGUGUAUUAUUACCAAAACAAAUUAAGAAAUGAGUAGUGACCAUUCCUGAUUUCCCCGUUUACUUUCAAUGUAGUGAAAUUGUUUUCGGACAACAACUUUUCACUUAAUACAUUCAAUUUAACUUGCUAACCUAUUUUUAGUGCAUUACCGAAAUAUAUGUCUUAUGUUACUAAUACGUACAUUUUAAAUUGUAUCAUUUACGUUAAACAAAAAUGCUACACACAUAUCAUGUAAAUUUCCUUUUUUAGCUCACAUGGCCAAAAAGGCCAUGUGAGCUUUUCUCAUCACUUGGCGUCCGUCGUCGUCAUCGUCGUCUGUCGUCGUUAACAAUUUUUCAAACAUCUUCUCCUGUGAAACUACUGAAUGGAUUUGAAUGAAACUCAGCAUGAUUGUUUCUUAGAUUAUCCUGCACAAAGUGUGUGCUUAGAUUUUUGAUUCAUCAAAAAACAUGGCUGCCGUUACUUAAAAUAGAACAUAGGGGUCAAUUGCAGUUUUCGGCUUAUAUCUCAAAAACGAAAGCAUUUAGAGCAAAUCUGACAUGGAUUAUAAAUGUUUAUUGGGUCAAUAUCUAGCAGCCCUGAAAUUUUCAGAUCAAUCAAACAACCCAUUGUUGGGUUGUUGCCACUUAAUUGGUAAUUUAAGGAAAUUUUGCAGUAUUGGUCAUUAUCUUGAAUAUUAUUAUAGAUAAAGAUAAACUGUAAACAGCAAAAAUGAUAAUCAAAGUAAGAUCUACAAAUAAAUUAACAUGACCAAAAUUGUCAAUUGACCCCUUAAGGGGUUAUUGUCCUUUAAUGACAAUUUUUCACAAUUAGUCCAUCAUUUUUGCUAACUUUAAAAAAUCUUCUCCUCUGAAACUAUUAAAUGGAUUUGGAUGAAACGUAGCAUGAUUGUUACUUAGAUUAUCCUGCACAAAAUAUGUGCUCCAAUUUUUGAUCCGUCAAAAACAUGGCCGCCGUUACUUAAAAUAGAACAAAGGGGUCAAAUGCAGUUUUUGGUUUAUAUCUCAAAAACGAAAGCAUUUAGAGCAAAUCUGACAUGGUGUAAAAAUGUUCAUUAGGGUGAUAUCUAUCAGCCCUGAAAUUUGCAGAUGAAUCAAACAACCCAUUGUUGGGUUGCUUCCACUUAAUUGGUAAUUUUAAGGAAAUUUUGCAGUUUUUGGUCAGUAUCUUGAAUAUUAUUUUAGAUCAAAAUUGUCAAUUGAACCCUUAAGGGGUUAUUGUCCUUUAAUGACAAUUUUUCACAAUAUGUUCAUCAUAUUUGCUAACUUUAAAAAAUCUUCGCCUCUAAAACUACUAAACCAAAUUCAACCAAACUUCAACUCAAUGAUCAGUAGGGUGUAUAAAAUAAAGUUUGUGCUUUAUUUUUUAUUUCGUAAAAAAACAUGGCCGUCAUGUCUAAAAAUAGAACACAGGGUAAAAUGUAUUUUUGGCCUAUAUCUCAAAAACUCCAGCAUUUAGAGCAAAUAAGACAGAAGUAAAGUAUUUAUUAGGUCAAUGUCUACCUGUCCUGAAAUUUUCAGCCGAAUUGGGUUACUGGUUUUUCAGGUAUAAUGCCCCUGAAUUGAUGAUUUUAAAGAAAUUUUGCAGUUUUUGGUUAUUAUCUUGAAUAUUAUUAUAGAUACAGAUAAACUGUUAAUAGAAACAAUGUUAAGCAAAGUAAGAUCUAAAAAUAAGGCAAAUUGACCAAAAUUGUCAAUUGACCCCUUAAGGAGUUAUUGCCCUUUAAAGACUUUUUUCAAAAUUUGUUCAUCAUGUUGACUUACUUAAAAAAAACUUCUCCUUUGAAACUGCUGUAUCAAUUUCAGCCAAACUUAGGCUAAAUGAGUUGCAAAGUAUCUAGUAUAAAUUUUAUAAUUCAUUUCCUUGUAUGUCAAGAAACAUAGCUCCUACGGCUAAAAUAGAACAUAGGAGAAAAUGUUUUUUUUUUUGCUUUUGAAGAAAGUAGGACGAUUCAAAGAACAUUUAAAUAAAUAGACCACUUUCGAGUUCAUCCGUCACCGGCAAAAACUCGUCAAUUAUACACGCCUUUAUGACGUCAUUUACCAGAUAGAGGGGCUCGCCUGUAUCCCUGCACUGUUUACGUUCAUCAAGCGUCUUAGUGAUCGUCUUUGUGCAGGAUCAACUAGAAAUAAUGGUUGCUCUGUAGGUACUUACUGACAUUUCCCUAAUGACAGCAGUGUUGAUUGUCAAUUUUGAGAAUUCAAUUUGCCGAAUAAUUCGUACAAUAUAGAAUUAUAGUUUUCCAACCACUCGCUCAACAUUGGAAGGAAGUGACGACGCCCCUAAACGCACAAAUGACGAUGAUAAAGGCGCGUAUAAUUGACGAGUUUUUUCCGGUGACGGAUGAACUCGAAAGUGGUCUAUUGAAAAGCCAAAGUAAUCAUUGAUGAGAGAUUUAAUCAAAAAAAUUAAGGUGAGCGAUUCAGGCUCUUGUGAGUCUUUUGUUUAUAUUAUAAAUGGUUAUCGCUUUACGAUGAAAAAAAAUAUAUUUCAACUUUCAAGAAUGUAUAUAUAUAUAUAUAUAUAAAUUGCCAUUGGAAUUAUA